Molecule: messenger RNA, 2505 nt
Organism: Penicillium lagena
Lineage: Eukaryota; Fungi; Ascomycota; Eurotiomycetes; Eurotiales; Aspergillaceae
Gene: aguA
Product: alpha-glucuronidase
Exons: 1
Coding region: 1-2505 (834 amino acids)
Biological process (GO): xylan catabolic process
Cellular component (GO): extracellular region
Molecular function (GO): alpha-glucuronidase activity
Source: RefSeq, a predicted model, not a curated record
AUGAAAUAUCUUCUAUUUUUCGCCUCGCUCGGUCUCGUUGCCGCCGAGGAUGGCCUGAAGGGCUGGCUACGCUAUGCAUCACUACCAUGCUCCAGCCAGUGUCGUCGCAACCUUCCGUCCGGCAUUGUUGCUCUGAAUGCCACCGAGACAAGUCCGGUAUACGUUGCGGGCUCAGAGCUGCAGAAAGGAUUAAAGGACAUCUAUGGCAGCGACGCUCAUAUCACACACAAUCAGUGCGAAACCAGCUCCGUUGUGGUCGGCACUAUUGACCAGUACCGUCAAACUUGUGGCCAUGGGGACGAGCUUCCGGAGCUGGAUGAAGAUGGUUUCUGGUUGAGCACCCGUGGCCAGGGUGUUCAGAUCCUGGGUCAAAAUGAACGGGGUGCUCUCUAUGGCGCCUUUGAAUACUUGUCAAUGCUUGCGCAGGGAAACUUCUCUGAGGUGGCCUUUUCAACGAACCCGUCUGCGCCUGUACGAUGGGUCAACCAGUGGGAUAAUAUGGAUGGUAGCAUCGAGCGUGGCUACGGAGGAGAGUCCAUCUUUUUCAAAGAUGGGGGUAUUGUCAAUGACUUAAGUCGGGCCGCCCAAUAUGCUCGCUUGUUAGCCUCUAUCAGGAUCAAUGCGGUGGUUGUCAACAAUGUGAAUGCCAACGCCACCACCCUAACACCCCAAAAUAUCGAAGGACUUGGUCGAAUUGCCGAUGUCUUCCGUCCCUAUGGUGUACAGCUUGGAAUCUCACUCAAUUUCGCAACGCCCCAGAUUUUGGGUGGCCUCAGCACCUAUGAUCCCUUGAAUAAAUCCGUGAUUCGGUGGUGGACGAACGUCACAACCCAAAUCUACGAGCGUAUUCCCGAUAUGGCAGGCUAUCUUGUCAAGGCCGAUUCUGAAGGUGAACCGGGUCCAGAGACAUACAACCGGACCUUGGCCCAGGGAGCGAAUCUUUUCGCCAAAGCCCUCCAACCAUACGGCGGAAUCGUCAUGUUCCGUGCCUUCGUCUAUAAUCAGCUCAACGAGUCCAACUGGAAGGCAGAUCGUGCCAAGGCCGCAGUCGACUUCUUCAAGCCUCUUGAUGGCAAAUUUGAGGAGAAUGUCGUCGUCCAAAUCAAAUACGGACCUAUCGAUUUUCAGGUCCGCGAGCCUACGUCACCGUUGUUUGCGAAUUUAUUCCACACCAACACCGCCCUGGAGCUAGAGGUCACGCAGGAGUAUCUCGGACAACAGUCGCAUCUGCUUUACCUGCCCCCACUCUGGAAGACAGUCAUGGACUUUGAUCUUCGCGUGGAACGACAGCCUUCUGUGGUCCGUGAUAUUUAUACAGGCAAGCGGUUCAACCGCAAACUAGGUGGUUCGGCGGCUGUUGUCAACGUGGGUUCAAACGCAACCUGGCUCGGAAGCCACCUCUCCAUGUCGAAUCUAUACGCAUAUGGUCGUCUGGCAUGGGACCCAGCGGAGGAUGCACAGGAAGUGCUGGAAGAUUGGGUCCGUUUGACAUUUGGCUUGGACAGUGAAGUCCUUCAAACUCUUACAAAAAUGUCCAUGGAAUCGUGGCCGGCCUACGAGAACUACAGCGGUAACCUGGGCAUACAGACGCUGACGGAUAUUUUGUACACCCACUACGGACCCAAUCCUGCUUCUCAAGACAACAAUGGAUGGGGGCAGUGGACCCGUGCAACCCACAAGGCCAUUGGCAUGGACCGCACCGUAUCAAAGGGUACGGGUUACACAGGCCAAUAUCCCGCCGAAGUCGCGGCCAUCUAUGAAAAUCUCGACACCACCCCGGAUGACCUGGUCUUGUGGUUCCACCAUGUGAACUAUACCCACCGUCUACACUCUGGCAAAACCGUGAUCCAGCAUUUCUAUGACGCGCACUACGAGGGCGCGGAUACAGCCCAGACAUUCCUCACCCAGUGGGAGUCUCUAGAGGGCAAGGUCGAUGGAGAACGAUACGAGGAUAUCCGACGACGUCUCGAUUAUCAGACUGGUCAUUCCAUCGUCUGGCGCGAUGCGAUUGUCAACUUCUACCACAAUCUGUCUAUGAUUCCGGACGAAAUGAAGCGUGUGGGCAACCACCCCUGGCGCGUCGAAGCUGAGGACAUGGAUCUGACUGGGUAUGAAACCUACGUCGUCAGCCCCUUCGAAACGGCCUCAGGAUCCAUGGCCAUAGUCACGAGUUCCAACAGCACUACCGGCACAGCGACAACAACACUUGAUUUUUCCUCUGGGGUUUAUGACCUCGCAAUCAACUACUAUGAUCUCUACGGAGGCGUGUCUCAGUGGGAGGUUUAUCUAAACAACCACACCGUUGGAGCAUGGAGUGGGAACAAUGAGUACACUCUCAGUCACACUCCUUCAAUCUACUUAGAUGGCCAUUCUGCUACGCGCAUCAACUUCCGAGGAAUUCAGGUCAAUCAGGGUGAUGUUCUCAAAGUUGUCGGCAAACCCAAUGGCAUUGAGCCGGCUCCACUGGACUAUAUCUCAGUGCUCCCCCGGGGAACAGUGGACUAA